This is a messenger RNA of Podospora pseudopauciseta, 1204 nucleotides long. RefSeq lists its product as uncharacterized. Gene Ontology annotation, cellular component: extracellular region. The record is from RefSeq and is a predicted model, not a curated record. Bases 142 to 1050 code for a protein of 302 amino acids. Lineage: Eukaryota; Fungi; Ascomycota; Sordariomycetes; Sordariales; Podosporaceae. Gene Ontology annotation, molecular function: cellulose binding. Gene Ontology annotation, biological process: carbohydrate metabolic process. The transcript has 2 exons.
AGGUAGACAACACCUUUUUUCAACGACGCUGAUACGAUGGAUGCCGUGACAACUAUAAGAAAGGCAAAGUUUCCUCACUCCUCGUAGUUGCCUAUCAUUCAGCUCCCCCACCAGCACGAUCCUGGUCCUCUUUUUCCAGCUAUGAAGUUGAAUCUUGGAAGCCUCGCCCUCUGGGUGCUCUCAGCGGCACCAGUCGCUGAGGCCCAUUACCGCUUCAGCAAACUGCUCGUGAACGGCAAGCUCUCCGGCGACUGGGAGUACAUGCGAGAGAACAGCAACGGCAUCAUGCCCACGAAACAGUUUCUCGCACCCAGUGACGACUUCCGGUGCAAUUCCGGCAGCUUUGCCAAUGCUGGAAAGACCAAAGUGGCCAAGGUCAUGCCUGGAGAUACCAUCGGCUUCCAGCUGUGGUACUACGCGACGAUGCAGCACCCAGGGCCGUUGACGAUCCACAUGUCCAAAGCCCCCGGCGAUGUGCGCAACUAUCGCGGUGAUGGGGACUGGUUCAAAGUUCAUCAGAUGAUCAUCUGCAAGGCCCCGAACCAAUACCUGAACGAUAAGGACUGGUGCACGUGGGACCUUGCCACCGUCCAGUUCACCCUUCCCCGCGACACCCCCCCCGGUCAAUAUCUCGUCCGCGUCGAGCACAUUGCCCUGCACGGUGCCCAAAGCGGUGACACAGAGUUCUACUUCACUUGCGCACAGAUUGAAGUCGGCGGCAAUGGCAACGGUAAACCGGGACCCAUGGUGAAGAUCCCCGGACUCUACGACUCGAAUGAUCCGGCAUUGCGUUUCUUUAUUUAUGGCGCGCGGUCGUAUCCUUAUAGCAACGUUGGCAAGCAUGCGGUUUGGACAGGUGGCAGCGGUGGCGGGAGCUCGCCGGCGCCUAACCCGGCCCCGUCGAAUCCGCCAGUCACCAACCCAUCCCCGGGUGGUGGCACGGCGCCUCUUUGGGGUCAAUGUGGAGGGAAUGGCUGGACGGGCCCGACACGGUGUGCGGAGGGAACUUGCAAGUUUAGCAACGAUUGGUAUUCGCAAUGUGUGCCCUGAAGGUUUCGGUCAUUCACAGUGUGACAGGGGGAGGAGACUGGCUGAGAUAACCAGGAGAAAUGAGGCACAGCUCUCUGGGGAAAGGUUUCCCCCAACAUUUCCAGGUUGUUAUUGGUCAAUCGAGAGGUACCUUGGUCAAUAACACGUGCUUUCC